Penicillium samsonianum is the source of this 1646-nucleotide messenger RNA. RefSeq names its product alpha/beta hydrolase. The record is from RefSeq and is a predicted model, not a curated record. The annotation marks the transcript as partial. Lineage: Eukaryota; Fungi; Ascomycota; Eurotiomycetes; Eurotiales; Aspergillaceae. The transcript has 6 exons.
CGCCGUCUCUUCCAAGAUUGUCCGCUCACCUCCGUCUCAACAGACAUCAUCUCAACUCCUGAACGCAUAAUGGUUGAGCUUAAGCCUAUUUUUAGGAAGGCCUACUGGUCUCUUGCAGCGGGUGGUCUACUCUAUGUGCUGUGUCUCCUCUCCUUGACAUUCCCAGAGGUCCAACGUUUUGUUCUUUAUGCCAAUAAGAUAAACCCCACCCUAUGGCAGGAUGUCAACCAAGUUGAGCAAUUUGGAUUUUUGAGAACACAAGUUCAACCGUUUCAUUUGGUGACGCCCGACAAUGAAACUAUCUAUGGGUGGCACUUGAUGCCCUUGCAUCUUUGCCUAGAACACGAAAAGGAAUUAAUGGAGAAUCCCUCUACGGGCCCAGCGGAAGAUUACACGAAGACCGUUGCCCACAAGCUUCUCGCCAAUGACCCCAAUGCACGAGUCGUCGUAAGCUUCCACGGAAAUGCGGCGCACUUGGGUUCUGCUCAACGCCCUGCGACUUACAACUCGAUGCUGAGCCUGUCUACCCCGUCAAACCCAGUCCACGUCUUCGCAAUUGACUAUCGCGGCUUUGGCGUUAGCACUGGAACUCCCACAGAGGAAGGCCUUAUCACAGAUGGCGUGUCACUCAUUAACUUCAUUACCGCAGGGCCAUUAAGGGUUCCCACUUCUCGCAUCGUCAUCGUGGGCCAAAGUCUUGGGACUGCGGUUACAACCGCAGUGGCAGAGUGUUUUGCAUUCGGAUCAUCUGAUCUUGCAGCUAUACAACCAGCCAUCAAGAACGCCGAGCCAUUUGCCGGUGUGGUCUUACUAGCAUCCUUCAGCAGCCUACCCAAUCUCAUCGAAUCGUACAGCUUCAAAGGCCUCACGCCCCCAAUGCUGUCCCCCAUCAUGGGAUAUCCUCGGUCUCAGAAGUGGUUAUUGAGCCAUAUUGUGGACCACUGGGACACGGCUGGGAGACUGGCGCGUCUUACGGGCGUCAAUACUACUUCCUUGAACGUUGUAGAUAUGGACUACACCGAUAAAAGCCUCGAUCUGACCAUAGUUCACGCUUUCGACGAUGCCGAAAUUCCCUGGUACGAAGGACGCCGCGUUUGGGAGGCUGCCACGGGCCGACACAUCAAGGGUGCCCCGGGCGCUAUGACGUAUCACAAAGCCGAGGACGGCAACCCUAGCGAGGUCAAGAUCUGGAAGAAUGAGAUCAGCAAUGAAGAUGGCACUGAGAUUGUGAAGAAAGUCAGAUGGGAACGGAUUCGAUACGGUGGUCACAAUCGCGUUGCAUCGGGCUCCGUGGCUGGUGUCGCUGUUAUGAGGGCUUUUGAGCAGUAAUAUCACCGGACACAUUGAUGGUAUGUAUGUACACAGAAAAAAAAGCCCUGGAACAUAUGGUCGCUUUUGGCGCAGUUACAAAUACCCCAUAAACCAAAUGAGGAAAUUAUGUCUUUGUACAAUGCAAGGUUUGUCAUUGUCCUCCUUGUGUUUGCCCUGCUUUUUACCUAAGAUUUGCAUUCAGGUAGCAUGCCAUUGAUCCUGGCACUAUAAAUACCAGCAUGCUGCCCACCUCUGGCUUUUUUCUUCACAGAAACAACAUCCCCUGGUUAAUAGUAUGCAAAUAUUUAAUUUACGGAUUUUCUAUAUAUUACCAC